UUUAUGGCGGAUGUCUGGUUGUCAAAAACACAUUAAAAUUUACGAACAUAACUCCUUUCUAUAGGUAAUAUUUAUUAUAAAAACAAUUUUAACGUUAGUUUCAGAGGACAUCCAAAAUGGCUUCAAGUGAUACAGUUACUCUGGCUUAUAUCAACUACUACUGUCGUGAGAAAUACUACAGACAUCUGCAGAACUCUUGUCUGGAGAGCUUGAAGAAGUAUGGUAACGAUCCAGUGUUGAUAUUUUGGAAGGCGUUUGGAGUUUUGAUGGAAGAGAGAGCCUCUGAGGCAAUAAGAGAAUUGGAAGUAGUCAAAGACAAGCCUGAUGUCUUACUCUGUGCCACCAUGGCACUCAUUCAUGCGCAUAAGAAAGCUAAACUUGUUGACAGAGAAGCGGUUCAAGAGCUGGAGACAAAACUUCGUCAGGAUCGGCAGUCAUGUGGUGAAAUGGCUUUGUUUUUUGGUGGAAUGUUUCUCUGGCAUACAGGACGGCAUGACAAGGCAAGAGAGUAUGUGGACAGAAUGAUCAAAAUGGCUAGUAAUAAUAAAGAGGGCCUUCUUUUGCGUGGUUGGAUUGAUAUAACCAGUGGAAAGGACUCAUAUGCGAAAAAGAGUAUCAAAAUGUUUGAUGAAAUACUCAGUGGGUCUGAAGUUGUAAAAAAUCUGGAUGCUUUACUUGGAAAGGCAAAGUACUUAGAGACAAAAAAUAACUUCAGUGGCGCACUGGAACUCAUCAAUCAGGCUGUAGUAGGAUAUCCAGACUUUAUACCAGCUCUGAUUGAAAAAAUGAAACUGCAGCUUGCUCUGCAAGACUGGGACCAAACACUAGAGACAGCUCAAAGAGCCCUGAAUAGUAACAGAAACUGUAUAGAAGCACAGCGGAUGGUUGUCCUGUACACACUGUGUCGAGAUGGAAAGUAUAAUGAGGCCUCAGACAGGCUAGGAGAGUUAAUUCAGAUGGUAGACAGAUGUGAACCAAGGAAUUCUUAUCUAUAUCAUGAUUUGUCCCAGGCAGUCAGCAGACUGUGUGGCAGAAAUGAUUUAGUGUUGCAACAGACACUGACAUUGGUGGAAAGAGCCCAGUCACUGGCUCCUAAUAGUGCAGAGUUUCAGACAGAGCUUGGAAAUCAGCUCAUCUUACAUCAUCGCAACCGAGAAGCAAUGAAAGCAUUCCGCACUGCUAUGAAGCUUGAUGAAACAAGUGUGCCAGCACUGACAGGUAUAAUCAAAUGUCAGCUGAUGGAUGGACAGCUUGAGGAUGCUGAGCAGCAAUUAGAGUUCCUGAAUGAAAUACAACAAUCCAUUGGAAAGUCAUCUGAGCUGUCAUACCUGAGUGCUGUACUUCAGAGGCAGAAAAACAAGCCAGUUGAGGAAGUCAUGACUCUUCUAAAUGAAGCUGUUGAUGCACAUUUUUCCUCCCUUAAGGGUCUUGCCCUUGGUGUAAAGUAUUUCUACUGCUUGAACCCAGAUUUUCUCCUUCAAGUGAUUAAUGACUACCUCAUAUUUGCACCCACUGAAGCACAAAGCCCUGGUCAGCCUCCUCCUCCACUUCUCAAACGCUGUGCAGCUGUGUUGGAUCCUUUGACAAAAAGUGUUCCUGGAUUGCUGGAGGGACUGUACCUAAUGGCUAAAGUCAAGUACUUAUCUGGGGAAACUGAUGCUGCUAAAGCCAUGCUGACUCAUUGCCUGGACCAAGAUCCAACAUUUUCUGAUGCACAUCUUUUGAUGGCCCAGAUUCAUCUUCUGCAAGGUAACUUCAAACUGUCGGAGCAGUCACUUGAAGUGGGGCUUAGUUACAACUUUGAGGUGAGGAAUCAUCCUUUAUAUCAUUUGAUAAAAGCCCGAGUACAGAGAAAGAUGGGUCAUCCAGAGGAAAGUGUUAACACUAUGCACGCUGCCAUGAAUCUUCCUGGAGUUAAAAAAGCAGUUCCCAAAGCACAAGGCAAGAAAGCAGCAAUAACUGCCAGUGACAGAGCUGCUGUUUUCCUUGAACUUGCUGAUGCACAUAUGGAGGCUGGACAAUUGCAUGAGGCUACCAAAGUCAUGCAGGAUGCUUUACAUGAGUUCACUGGCACUCCAGAAGAAGUCAGAAUUCAGAUUUCCAAUGCAGACCUUGUGUUAAAGAAUGGUGAUACAGAGCAAGCACUGACUAUACUCAGACAAAUCACUCCACAGCAAAGUUACUACAUCAAGGCAAAGGAGAAGAUGGCAGAGAUUUAUUUACAUCAUCGUAAAGACAAGCGAUUGUAUGCAAGUGUUUACAGAGAACUCGUUGACAAGAAUCCAAGUCCUCACACUUGUCUGUUGUUGGGAGAUGCCUAUAUGAGCAUUCAAGAGCCUGAGAAAGCCAUUGAAGUUUAUGAGACAGCCCUGAAGCGAAACCCAAGAGAUGGAGCAUUGGCAAGUAAAAUAGGACAAGCACUGGUGAAGACGCAUCACUAUGGCAAGGCCAUAAACUACUAUGAGGCUGCUUUAAAAUCAGGACAGCAAAACUUUUUAAGGUAUGAUUUAGCUGAGCUGUAUCUAAAGCUGAAAAACUAUGAGAAGUCAGACAAAGUCAUCAAGUUGGCUCUGGAACAAGAAAAAGCUAAUGACCUUCCAUCUCUAAUGGAAGAAGCACGACUCUUAGAGCUUCAGGCUCGAGUUUAUCAAAAGUUGGGUAAUGCAGAAGAAACCCUCAAGACACUCACACGGGCUAAGGAUGUUCAAACCAGGGUUUUAAGAAGAGUUGGGGUGGAACAACCAGAUGCUGUUAAAGCACAAAAAUUGCAGGCUGCAAAGAUCUGUGCUGAAAUGGCAGAAUUGUGUACUACUGCCAGAGAAUUUGAGAAAGCCAUAAAUUUCUACAAAGAGGGACUCACAUAUGACGAAACACAUGUACCAUCCAUGUUAGCGCUGGCCAGACUCUAUUUAACUGUGGAUGAUUUAGAUUCCUCUCAGCAACAGUGUGUUCAGCUUCUAAAGAUGGAUGCAGAAAAUGAUUCUGCAACAGUUAUGAUGGCAGAUUUGAUGUUCAGGAAGAAUGAAUAUGAUUCUGCCACAUUUCACUUCCAGCAGUUUCUGGAAAGAAAACCAGAUCAUUACAGUGCCCUAGCGCGGCUGAUUAAUCUUUUGAGAAGGGCAGGGAAAUUGGACGAUUGUUCAAAGUACCUGGAACAGGCAGAAAGUGCUAUUCCACGUGCUGCUAUGGAUUCAGGAUUAAACUACUGUAAAGGACUCUUUUACUGGUACACAGUGAGCCCCACGGCAGCUCUUAAACAUUUCAACCUGGCCAGGAAAGAUGCUAGAUGGGGCGAGUAUGCUGUGUACAACAUGAUUGAAAUAUGCCUCAACCCUGAUAAUGAAACUUUGGGAGGAGAAACCUUUGAGGCAGUUGAUGGUGAUGUGAGUUCAAACGAGAAGCAAGAUUCAGAAAUGAUGGCUGUUCGCACUGCUGAAAAGCUGCUAAAGGAUUUCAAGCCAAAGGAUAAUCCUCUAAAAUACCGCAUACUAGAGAAUAGUGUCUUGAUGGCUUUUAAGACAAAACCAAAUGUGGAAAAAGCCUUGUCUCAAUUCAUGGAAAUAGCUACGACUGAGCAUGAAUGCGUUCCAGCCCUUCUGGGCAUGGCUACUGCUUACAUGUACUUAAAACAAACACCACGGGCUCGUAAUCAGCUGAAAAGGAUUGCAAAGAUGAACUGGAACUCAGAGGAAGCAGAGGAAUUUGAGAGGAGCUGGCUUCUGUUAGCUGAUAUUUAUAUUCAGUCUGGCAAGUUUGACAUGGCGGGAGAUUUGUUAAAGAAAUGUCUUCAGUAUAACAAGUCAUGUUGUAAAGCGUGGGAGUACAUGGGAUAUAUCAUGGAAAAGGAACAAGCUUAUAAAGAUGCAGCAAAAAACUACGAGAACGCUUGGAUUUAUGGCAAUCAAAACAACCCAACUAUAGGUUACAGAUUAGCGUUCAACUAUCUUAAGGCAAAACGUCUUGUAGAUGCUAUUGACGUAUGCCACAAGGUAUUAAGUCACCAUCCAAACUAUCCCAAGAUAAGGAAAGAAAUCCUGGACAAGGCUAGAGCAGCACUGCGGGCUUGAACACUCACUCUUCUCUACACUGCUUUUGCUUCCACGUUGUAAAAACUGGUCUCUGCCACAAGAUAUUUGUGCAAUAGAAGACAUUUUUCCAAGCUCUAUAACGUGAUGUGGCUUUGUCGCGUUAUAGAGUACUGAAAAUGCGUUCUAUUGCUUUUAUUAUAUAAGUAGUUACAUGCGGGCUCUAUAACCUGAUAAAGUAUCCGCUUAGAAACUGAUGUGUACUAUGUUCAUUAUGUUAUAACUAAUCUUACUGAAAAUCAAACCCAAACUCAAGUAAGAUUACCCCCUCAUUCCUCCCUAAAAAAAAAAAACCUUCUUACGCGACCAAAAGCGACAGAUACAAAAUCCAUAGUGGACCUCAGGCCACAGGCAAAACGACGGUCUGAACCAGGUUCAAUUUACACAGACUUAGAUAUGAGCGUUGAUUUUUGUGAACAUUACCGAGAAGGCUUAUGGCUAACAUUACAAAAAGAAAUAAUCAUUAGAUAGAAACAACCCAUUUAUGAAAGACUGAAGAAGUCCAUUAGUCCUUUACAUAUCAGGAUCAGCAUGCUUAUUGCCCAUACUGUUCUUUCUAUAGUUUGCUGGUGCUAGCGUGGGGAAUUUCUUAAAAAAAUCCUUCUUAAGUUGACGCCAUGUCGGUAAUUUUCAUGACCUUAAUGUUUGACUGAGGGUGAUGCUGUAGGAAGAAGUGAGAAAUUCUCAUAUUCUCAUUACCUUGGGGGGGGGUUCAACGGCUGAUUGUCUAAGACCCGCUGACUUAGAAAUAACUAGUCUAAAAGUGGGGCCCAUUGCGUAUAAUUGCUAAAAAAGGGUUGUUUUGAAAGUUCGAGUUGAAAGAAAAAGUACUGAACCGUAUUUUGUGCGUGUUCAAAUCUUUUAGCAGAGCCACUGCCACUGUAAAUAAUCGUUAAAUUAUUGUCUCCUAAUAUUUCUGAAUGUACACUGUAAAGUUGGUUAGGUUUUGUACAGACAAAACAGCGUUUUGAACUUCAUGUUUUUGGAAGUGGUCAAACUGUCACUGAAAUGAACCCGUUAUUUUAACUGCAUUUUCCUUGCAAAAAUACAGUAUCGAUGAAAAGAUAAAAAAAGUUAUCAGCAUUUA
Messenger RNA from Stylophora pistillata, 5172 nucleotides. Its product is annotated as tetratricopeptide repeat protein 21B. Gene Ontology annotation, cellular component: intraciliary transport particle A. NCBI's taxonomy places the organism in Eukaryota, Metazoa, Cnidaria, Anthozoa, Scleractinia, Pocilloporidae. Gene Ontology annotation, molecular function: protein binding. The record is from RefSeq and is a predicted model, not a curated record. Gene Ontology annotation, biological process: intraciliary retrograde transport; protein localization to cilium.